AUGGAGGCAAAAAUUGAUGCCGUGCUCAGCAAGAUGGAGAUUGCAGCGGAGAAGGUGGAGCUGUAUUGCAACAGCAAGGUGAAGCUGCCCAUGGCCGAGCUGGACUACUUGAAGACCUUGGAAGAUGCACGAGAUUUCAUGACUAUGAUGGUGACAAAGACCAGUGACAACCGUCAACAGCUGGCAGACAUCUUUGGCGGAGACUGCUCCAGAAUAGCCAGGAUACGAACUGUCCUGGAUGGCGUAGUGCUGUCCGACAUGAACUGCAACGAUCAACGUGUGCGCACUUGCACAGAAGCCUGCGCUACCAUCGAGAAGGUCUUGGAAGACAUGGGCCUGGGCUGGUGCUUAAAGAAAGCCUGCGACGAGCAGAAGGCGAAUUUGGGUCGCAGACGCAGCAGCGUGGACCGCGAGGCCCUACUGGCCGCCUCUCAGGCUGCGCAGGCAGCCGCCCAGGCUGCUGAAGCCUUGGAGACUGAGGAGGUUCCCACAGCACCAGUUGCAGAGGAGCCGCCAGCCAAGGCUUCAAAAGCUGCGGACCUCUGGGCACAGUCGUUUGAUGAGGACUUUGUGAAGCGAGUGUUGGCUUGUACGGAAGCCACAGAGCUCCACAGUUUGGAGAAGGAGGCACUGGCCAGCAAGUCGUCCAAAACAGGCAACUGGAUGAUUUGGAUGGUGCACAGGGCUCACCUGGAUGAUCCGACAUUGGUCAAGUUUGAUUUCACCAACUUGAAGAUGCCAGAGGGCAGUGUCGAGCCCCUCAUCUCGCCAAAGUUGGCGGUGGCCAUGGAGAGCAACACGCACAUUGAGCAGCUGUUGAUGGGUUGCACCAACCUCCAAGACCCGGAAGCGGCCAUUCUGGCAGUGUCCCUCCGCUCCAAUAGCUCUCUAAAGGUCUUGAACAUUGACACGAAUGCCAUCCAGCCGCUCACGCUGGAGUCUAUUGCUAAGGGCACCAGCGUGAACCAAGCCUUGCAGGAGUUGCGCUGCAACAACACUGCCAAUGGGAGACUGGUUACGGAAGCUUUCCUGCAUGCCCUCAAGUCCAACCCCAUGAUGUGCAAGCUGGGCUAUCCGGUGACGGAUCCCUACUUCCGUGGCGAGAUUGACAAGCAGCUGACCCGGAAUAACGACGCUGCGCGCAAGCGGCGCCUGGAGGAGAAGCGACGGAGGGAAGCGGAGGGGGACACCACGAGUCCUACCAGCCAGGCCGGCUACCCGGCUGUGAAGGCAAGUCCGAAGGCCGCAAACUGGCCUCCAAAGUUGUCUGAAGCAGAGGAUAAGGAAGUCAAGGAGAAAGCCGAGAGGGAGAAGACCGAAAAGGAGAAAGCUGAGAAGGAGCAGGCCGAAAAAGAACGAGCCGAGAAGGAAAAGGAGGAAAAGGAGAAGGCGGAGAGGGAGAAGGCGGAGACGGAGAAGGCGGAGAGAGAGAAGGCUGAGAGAGAGAAGGCGGAGCAGGAGAAGGCAGAGCAGGAGAAGGCGGAGCAGGAGAAGGCCGAGAAAGAAAAGGCGGAGAAGGAGAGGGCAGAGAAGGAGAGGGCAGAAAAAGAAAUGGAGGAGAGGGCAGCGAAGGAAAUGGAGGAAAAGGAGAGGGCAGAGAAGGAGCAAGCCGAGAAGGAGAAGGUCGAACAGGAGAGGGCAGCAAGAGAGCAGGAGGAGAAGGAAAAAGCGGAGAAAGAGCAGGAGAAGAUAGGAAAAGUGGCUGCGGAGACGGACAAGACCCAAAUUGAAAGUUCUGACAUCGCAAAAGCCGCACCUCAGAGCAUCGAGUCUUUCCUCCGAGAGCCCUUGGAUGCGCUUCCUGGUAUGGUGGACGCUUCUGGUGCGGAAAGUGGAUUCCGCGGAUAUCUUUACAAGAAGAGCCCAUCUGCGCGAUUCAUGAAGUCCUGGGACUGGCGGUUCUUCGUGGUUCAGGGGCAGCGGCUCGUUUGGUGGAGGAGAGAUCACGAUGUCCCGAAAAGUGCCGCUGACUUGGCGCAGUCAGACCCAUCUGGAUGCAAAGGCUUCAUCAACUUCGCCGUAAGCCGUGCUCGUGUGGUCCCCGAUGACAAGAAUCCGGCCGUGUUUGCGUUGGAGGCAGUCGAUGGAGCCUGGAAGGAUGGUUCCCUCAAGGACAUGAGCGAUGCCCAGAGGACGUUCGAGUUUGACUGCACUGACUCUGCGCACACGCGAGAAGAGUGGAUGGCGGCUUUGCGAGCUUUGCAGACGUAG
Molecule: messenger RNA, 2211 nt
Organism: Symbiodinium pilosum
Lineage: Eukaryota; Dinophyceae; Suessiales; Symbiodiniaceae
Source: the annotation of a GenBank genome assembly